AUGGUCAAUGCUAAUGGAAAAUACUUCCAUAAGGAUAAAGCAUCCCAUGCUGCUGAGGUUGCUGCAGAUUCUGAUGAUGAAGAGAUGUCUAUUGCUGAUAUUCCUGUCAUCGGAACUUCAUCUGGUGCUCAUACUAAACCCCGCUCUCCAUUGAGGAUAUGUUUAUUUGACAUGAAAUUUAAUAGUGACUCUGAAAGCGAAGAAUUUUAG
Molecule: messenger RNA, 210 nt
Organism: Sphenostylis stenocarpa
Lineage: Eukaryota; Viridiplantae; Streptophyta; Magnoliopsida; Fabales; Fabaceae
Source: the annotation of a GenBank genome assembly